This is a messenger RNA of Closterium sp. Yama58-4, 2130 nucleotides long. NCBI's taxonomy places the organism in Eukaryota, Viridiplantae, Streptophyta, Zygnematophyceae, Desmidiales, Closteriaceae. The record is from the annotation of a GenBank genome assembly.
AUGGUCUCUCGCAUCCGUAUUGGAGGUGCUCCCGAUGGCCAGUACGGCCUUCUGGAAGAUGGGACAGCAGACACUGUCAUCCAGCAGGUUGCUGAUAUUCAGUCCGCUAUUUCCAUGGGUGCGGAAUCGUUCCUGACCACGGAGUACAAGUAUUUGGCCGUCUUCAUGAGCGGCUUCUCCGUGAUCAUCUUUCUCUUCCUUGGAUCCGUCGACAGCUUCGACAAGCAGGGCAUUGCCAAUGCUGGUUUCAGCACUUUGGCAUUUAUCCUCGGAGCUCUGACAUCGACGGGUUCUGGAUACCUCGGCAUGAAGAUUGCUACUUAUGCCAACGCGAGGACCACCAUGGAAGCUAGAAAGGGAAUCCCUGCAGCAUUCGUGGCUGCUUUCCGCGCUGGAUCGGUCAUGGGCUUCCUCCUGUCUGCAAACGGACUGUUGGUCUUAUUCCUGACCAUUCUCGCAUACAGGAAGUAUUACGGCGAUGACUGGGCUGGGCUGUACGAGUCCAUCACAGGUUACGGUCUUGGUGGCUCAUCUGUGGCCCUGUUUGGUCGUGUUGGUGGUGGUAUUUACACCAAGGCUGCUGAUGUUGGUGCGGAUCUCGUGGGCAAGGUUGAGAGGAACAUUCCCGAGGACGAUCCCAGGAACCCUGCUGUGAUUGCGGACAACGUGGGAGACAAUGUGGGUGACAUUGCUGGCAUGGGUUCUGACCUGUUCGGUUCUUUUGCCGAGUCGACCUGCGCGGCCCUUGUGAUCUCGGCUCUUUCUCAGCCCGGGAAGGACCAUGAUUUCUCCGCCAUGUGCUUCCCUCUUCUGGUCAGCGGUGCCGGUAUUCUCGUGUGCCUGAUCACCACGAUUAUCGCAACCGAUAUCCAGCAAGUGAAGGAGAAGGCUGAGAUUGAGCCGGCAUUGAAGAAGCAGCUGGUGAUCUCCACUGUGCUGAUGACACCCGUGAUCUUCCUCGUUGCGUUCUACGCUCUUCCGCCUACCUUCAAGAUCACUGUCGUCGGUCAGGGCGACAAGGUUGUCCAGAACUGGUUCGCAUUCGCGUGCGUCGCAUCUGGGCUUUGGGCUGGUCUCCUCAUCGGUUUCGUCACCGAGUACUUCACGAGCAAUGCCUACGUGCCUGUUCAAGACGUUGCUGACUCUUGCCGUACUGGUGCGGCCACUAACAUCAUCUUUGGCCUUGCACUUGGCUACAAGUCGGUUAUCAUUCCGGUGUUCGCCAUUGCUGCGGCGAUCUACGUGAGCUUCCAGUUCGCUGGCAUGUACGGCAUUGCCCUGGCUGCUCUUGGCAUGCUGAGCACUCUUGCAACUGGUCUGGCGAUUGAUGCCUAUGGGCCAAUCAGUGACAAUGCUGGUGGUAUUGCUGAGAUGGCGGGCAUGGGUGAGGAGAUCCGUGAGCGCACUGAUGCCCUCGAUGCUGCUGGAAACACCACUGCAGCUAUUGGCAAGGGCUUUGCCAUUGGUUCUGCUGCUCUUGUGUCCCUUGCUCUGUUUGGAGCUUAUGUGAGCCGGGCCAAGAUCAAUGUUGUCAACGUGACUGAGCCUCAGGCCUUUGUUGGGCUCCUUGUUGGUGCUAUGCUGCCCUACUGGUUCUCUGCCAUGACCAUGAAGAGUGUGGGCAAGGCUGCCCUUGCAAUGGUGGAGGAGGUUCGUCGCCAGUUCAACACCAUGCCUGGCCUGAUGGAAGGAACCACGAAGCCGGACUACAAGAAGUGUGUGGAGAUCUCGACUGCUGCUUCUCUGCGUGAGAUGAUUCCUCCUGGCGCGCUUGUGAUGCUGAGCCCUGUGAUUGCGGGAACCCUGUUUGGAACCACCACCCUGGCUGGCAUGCUUGCGGGUGCACUUGUGUCUGGCGUCCAGAUUGCCAUUUCUGCGUCCAACACUGGAGGUGCAUGGGACAAUGCCAAGAAGUACAUUGAGGCUGGCAACUCCGCUCAUGCCAAGAGCCUUGGACCCAAGGGCUCUGAUCCCCACAAGGCUGCAGUUAUUGGUGACACUGUUGGUGAUCCCCUGAAGGACACUUCCGGCCCGUCCCUGAACAUUCUGAUCAAGCUGAUGGCUGUGGAGUCACUGGUGUUUGCUCCCUUCUUUGCCACUCAUGGUGGUAUCAUCUGGGGUGGCAAGUAG